CUCUUGGCUCCUGGGAGUUGAAGUCCAAAACAUCAGGCAAGCCAAAGCAGCUCGACGUCUGGUUUAACUCGCAAGGGCAGCCCAGCCGACACCUUGGAAAGGCUUUCCUCCCUGCCCUUGCCGGGCUUUGACUUUCCGACACGAGACAGGAGCUUGCCUCACGUACACAGGAAGCAAAGGGUGGAGAGAAGCGGAAGGAAGGAAGGAAGCCAGGCAGGCAGGCAGCCAGGCGGUCGGCGUUGCGCUCUCUGUUGCGUCUUCUCCCUUCUCCUCCUCGGAGCGGCGGCGGCUGGCAGAUCCUCCCGGAAGGCUGCCUCGGGACAUGGGCGAUGUCUCCAUCCCUCUGCCACCUGCCCUUGCUGGGUCCCGCGUGCAUCCGAGCGGCCCGGCCUGCCCUCGGUUUCUGGAAGGGGAAAGCCGGGCCCUCCGACCUCCUGCCGCUUCUUCUUCCGCUGCAGAGAGACCGAGGCCGCCGGGGCAUGGCUGCCGCCUCCUCUCCAGAAGCCCCCGGGAAACACCAGCUAAAUGGAGGACUGAAGAAGACAGUUAUUUGCAUCGAGGGGAACAUUGCAAGUGGGAAAACAACAUGCCUGAAUUAUUUUGCUAAAAACACUAGGAUUGAGGUGUUGACUGAACCAGUAUCUAAAUGGAGGAAUGUUCGUGGGCAUAACCCUUUGGGCUUAAUGUACCAAGAUGCAACCCGGUGGGGGAUAACAUUACAAACAUAUGUGCAGCUUACUAUGUUGGACCAGCACACAAGGCCGAUGAUUUCUCCCGUAAGAAUGAUGGAGAGGUCAAUUCACAGUGCAAAAUACAUUUUUGUAGAAAACCUGUAUCGAAGUGGAAAAAUGCCAGAAGUGGAUUAUGUGGUAUUGACAGAGUGGUUUGAGUGGAUCAUAAAAAACAUGAAUGUUUCAGUUGAUCUGAUAGGUAAAGUGGAGAUUUGUUGUUACUGUUUUUGUUUUACAAUGAAUGCAUUUCUACACAAGGAAUAUUUAGAAAGCAUUCAUCAGCUCUAUGAAGACUGGCUGAUAAAGCAAACACUGUUUAAAGUUCCUGCUCCAGUGCUUGUACUUCCAGCUGAUCAUGACCUACAGGAUAUGAUGGAAAAGUAUGAAGAAAACCAAGACCGAAUACUAACCCUGUGCAAUAUGCAGCAUCGUCUGUAGAAAUAGAUGCAUCAUAUUAUGUGCAGUUUAGUGAUGUCUCAGGUUGUAGCACUAAUCUGAAGACCUAUGCGUUCUACAUCUGUGAGUUUCUGAGCUUUUGUCCCCACAUGAAGGUUGAACAACUGAGAAGGCCAGCUCUAGGGCUUGUGAGCCCUUGGCCACAUUCCAAGAGGUUCUCUGGAUUGGGGCCUAGGACCAGGAUGAGUUUCAAAACAUCUUUUGUGUACUACAACUCCCAGGAUGGCCACUUAGUGUAGUGGCUGACCAUGCUGACUGGGGGAUUUGGCGGGCUGUAGUCUAAAAAGAGAAUGGUUUUUCCAAGCCAUGGACCUUCAUAAAACUGGAUCCUUUCAUGCAUCUCUGAAUCUUAAUGAGUUUUCGUUUGAAAACCCAAGAGCUUCAAGUGCAGGAAGUCUCCACACGAGGGGAUGGGUUUCAGGUGGAAAUAAAACUUGCCUGUGUCGGCUCUUUUCUACCCUCUCCCUUUAUUCUGUACUUCAAAUACGUUUUCUGCUCAGUCCCCAAACAGCUUUAUGAAAUUAAAAGAAAAGUGUAGAGGUUUGUCUGAGGGAUGAUGUCUAGGCGGAAAAACCAAGAAGGAAAAAAACAACAACUGAGCACAUACUAUAGGUGUCCCUAGACUUACCAUAUAUUUCUCUCUCUAAAUAACAUGUUUUCUGUAAGCUAGUUUUUAACAUAACUCUUUUUUUUCCUGUUGGAUGAAAAGACAUUUAAAAUUUGCAUGUUUCCCCCUCUUCUAGUUAUAUAUAUUGUUUACUCUUGUUACUACCAAAUACUGUGUGUUUUUACAGUUUGAUGCAAAGUCUGCUUUUUGAGAGGGCCUGUGUAAAAUGUAAUACAUGUAUAAGUCUUACUGUUAUUCAAUCAUAAUCUAUUUGAAGAAAAGCUGGGAGGUAGCGUUGCCAAGAAAACCCAUAUAGUACCAAUAGAUAAGUGGUUUUAGAGACAUUGUGUUUGUCUUUAACUUAGAAUUUUUUUCCUUUUGCAAGUGGUAUGUACAGAUUAUAUCAGUCCAGAACACAAUUUGUGGUCAUGUUCAGCCUCUUUGGGUAACACUACAGGACAUCAGUUCUGUCUUUAUUGUGAGUUUUUCCUCUUGUUACUGUUAACCACAGAAUCACUGUGAUUAAUUUCUCAUCAGUGUGCCUCCGCUGAGACAAUGUGGUAUAAUGGUUAGCCUGUGUAAGGCCACUUCCAGGGGUUGGGGCUAUGCUCACAAACCUCUGAGGAUUACACCAUUACCCCCAAAUUAAUGUUCUUGAAAACAUUUUUAACUUAAUACAUUUAACAUUUUUAAAACUAAAUGUGUGCUCUUGGUCCCUCCAGGGACGUUUUUUAAAAAAGAGGAAUUUGGAAAAAAUGUGAGGUACAAGGUGAUCCGGGGUCCUGGGAAUCGCUGAACAAGGCAGAAUUGCUGUCUGAUGUGGGAAGCACAUGAGGGUCUGAGUUAAGAAAUUUGAGUUCCUGUGGGUUUUUUUUGGGGGGGGGGAGGGCUUAAAUUUGGCAUCUGGAGAGUCAUACGCAACUAACUCAUGGACCAAAGACUGAGUCAGAUUCCUGUACCAAGAUGUUGGAAACCCACUUGGUCGUCAAACUCACUGGAUGUCCUUGGACCAGUCACUGUCCCAGUCUGAUCUACUUUACAAGAUAGUUGUUAGGGUAAAAUGAGAGAGAAACACAUAUCUCCCUGAACUCCCUUCUAUAAACAUUAUAAUCACUCCUCCUAACAGGUAACUCUGGUUGUGCAUACGAACAGCACUGUCGGCAAAAUGGGCCAACAGAAUCAAGGGGUGCUUAAUAGGGCCCAAAUGAUGUUUGGAAAAAGAAUUUUUUAAAAGAAAAAAUCAGUGGAACAGUAUCCCCACCCCACGCCUGCAUGCUUAGUAGCUGCAGAAUGCAGACUGAGAGUUUGAAAUGAAAAGAAGAUGGGGAAGAGUAGAAUGGCUUGCUCAGCGAAGCCCCCAACUGGAGUAUUCCUUUUAGGAGGGGAGACUACCCUGUUGUAUUUUAUUGCAGGACCCACUUGUUCAUUGUAGCACUGCCUGUUUGUGUGAUUGGAGGCUUUAAGAUACACUGGAUUUCUUUAU
This is a messenger RNA of Pogona vitticeps (central bearded dragon), 3277 nucleotides long. Lineage: Eukaryota; Metazoa; Chordata; Lepidosauria; Squamata; Agamidae. The record is from RefSeq and is a predicted model, not a curated record.